Messenger RNA from Harpia harpyja (harpy eagle), 3072 nucleotides. RefSeq names its product family with sequence similarity 76 member A (gene FAM76A). The transcript is spliced from 10 exons. The record is from RefSeq and is a predicted model, not a curated record. NCBI's taxonomy places the organism in Eukaryota, Metazoa, Chordata, Aves, Accipitriformes, Accipitridae. The coding region runs from base 44 to 1099 and encodes 351 amino acids.
CGGCCGGGGCGGGCUGGGCUGCGCCUGUCAGCGGGGCGGCGGGAUGGCGGCGCUCUACGCCUGCACCAAGUGCCACCAGCGCUUCCCCUUCGAGGCGCUCAGCCAGGGCCAGCAGCUCUGCAAGGAGUGCAGAAUUGCGCAUCCCAUUGUUAAAUGCACUUACUGCAGGACUGAAUUCCAGCAGGAAAGCAAAACCAACACAAUAUGCAAGAAGUGUGCUCAGAACGUGAAGCUCUACGGAACACCAAAACCCUGCCAGUACUGCAACAUUAUAGCAGCAUUUAUUGGAAACAAGUGCCAGCGUUGCACAAACUCUGAAAAGAAGUAUGGACCUCCGCACUCCUGCGAGCAGUGCAAGCAGCAGUGUGCGUUUGACCGGAAGGAUGAUAGAAAGAAGGUGGAUGGAAAGCUGCUAUGCUGGUUAUGCACACUAUCCUAUAAACGGGUCCUACAGAAGACCAAAGAGCAGUGCAAACACCUGAGCAGUUCUUCCCGGGCCAGCCUGCAAGAAAAGGAACAGUACAGUAGGCUCAGCAGUGGCAGCCACUAUAACAGCCAGAAAACCUUAUCCACCUCUUCUAUUCAGAAUGAAAUCCCAAAGAAGAAAGCCAAGUUUGAUGCCAUAUCUGCCAAUGGUGACAGCGUUCCUUCCUCUCCCGAGAUGCUUUGUCCCCCUAUCCAGAGUGCCCCGUCCACGUUGGCGCAGUGGGCUGCUUCCCAACAGAGUCUCGGUGCCCACCAUUGUCCUGUUUCUCAAGGCACUGACAUCCUGAAUUUUUCUCCGGACCUCGCCCUGGACUCUCCUGGCACUGACCAUUUUGUUAUCAUUGCCCAGCUGAAGGAGGAAGUGGCUACUUUAAAAAAGAUGCUGCACCAGAAAGAUCAGAUGAUUUUGGAGAAGGAGAAGAAGAUCACAGAGCUGAAAGCCGACCUGCAGUACCAGGAGUCACAGAUGAGGGCAAAGAUGAACCAAAUGGAGAAGACACACAAGGAGGUCAUGGAGCAGUUACAGGCCAAGAACAGAGAACUCCUGAAGCAAGCAGCUGCCCUAUCGAAGGGCAAAAAGCCUGAGAAGUCGGGAGCAAUAACCUCCCCUUAAAACCAAACCCCCAAUCUGGGAGCUUUCCCCAGCAUUAGCCAAGGAGUCUAGGAGGCCUGCCUGAUCGCUGGAAGCCAAAACCUCAGUGUUGUCACUAUCCCACUGCUGUGGACUCGAUGGAAACGCCUGGUGUGUGUUGCCUUUCGACAGCAUGCUUGAGCGUGUCUGGUUUCGAUCUCUGUUGAAUACCGGUCUGUAUCACGGUGAUCCAUGGGGAGAGGUCCCAGCCAUCCUAAAUCCCUCCCCGAAGUACUGCUUUCUGGAAGAAUUUUUUUCCUAACCAGUUACUACCACUGCCAACCCUUUCUAUUAGCAAACAGGAACCUGCUGCAUUAGAGACUUCUUGCUGGUUCCCAACCUGCUGCUGUGAGGCAAUAGCCGUGGCCAGUUGUUGUGCAGAUAAGACGAGAGCUGCGUGUGGUGGGAGCUUGAUUUUUCUUGAACUGUUCCCUCUUCAAAAGGAAGCCGAUAAAUCACCAGCCCAACAGAUGUUACUGGAAGGUUGUGCCACUGCUGAGAACGGUUGAUCCAGCUUUUUGAAGAUGCUUCCAAAAUGGGGGCUAUGUAUUUAUCUUGGAGGUUUUUUUGGUUUGGUUUGGUUUUUUUCUUCUUUUCUAUGUCAACUUGGCAAACCGAACUGCCUAGUUUUGUGUUUUCUUGUUUUGUUAUGAUAGCUUUUGGGUUGGGAGCCAGAGUGUAACGAUACAGACCCAAACCCACCCCAUAGCCCCCCUGGUGCCCUGGUUACUUGGUGACCUUUGGGGCUUUGAUGACUUUUGCAGCUUGGUGUGAUCAAGCGUUUCUUACUCCAUUUCUUUACACGAGGAGAGUUCAAGGCUUGGAUGUUCCCUCUGCUCCCCUCAGUCCCUGGAUCGAGCUCGCCCUCUUCUCCCCCUUUCCCUGCCCCAUAGCUCCCUUCCAGAUGCAGAAGUAGGGGCUGGGUUGGCUCCAGGAAAGCGCUUACUCAGGCAGCGACCCAAGCCAGGGAUUGUUUCUUGGGGCUCUCCAGGGACAUUUCUCACUGCUGAUUAAAAGCCAGCAGAAUAAAAAGGGCUAUGAAAGUUCCCUGUAACAGGGAUGUGCUGCUCAGAAACAGCACAGAGACCACAGACCCUUCCAGCGAGGCCAGCUGGGCUGGGUGCUCCCCAGGCUCUGUCUUUUGGGGCAGGGAGUGGGGGGGAAUAAAAAGCACUUGGCCACUGUGGGGGGGGCGUAAAGCACCGCACAGCUCUCGGCUGGCAGGAGCGCUCCUCAGCAUCCCAGCACCAAGCUCCGUUCAGGGUGUAAAGAAACAUCUCAGGGUUUGGAGACCCUCGGGGCGGAGGAGUAGGGGAUGAAGCCUCUGAAGGUAGGUAGUGAAGAGGAGAAACUGCCCUUUUGAGGCAGAGCCAGCUGCUCUGUCAGGGUUUUUAUUAAGAUUUUAACUAGAGAUUGUGAUUUUUAUUUUUUUUUCAUCCUUUUUUUUUGUUACUAAAGACGACUUUACUCAAAGGCACUUUUUUUGAUGAUGUUGGCUUCCGGCAUGGAAGGAGCACGCUGCAGCAUCAGACACUCUGCCAUGUGGUUUUUUGUUCUUUUUUUUUUUUUUUUUAAGAGAUUUCUGAUGUGAAAACAAGAAAAAAAAGAAAAAAAAAAGUUGUUACACUUUGCUGAAGUGUGACAGCAGGAAAAUACCUAAUUUUAUACUUCACACGUUUUUAGAAAAUGAGGUGCAUUGGUGGGAUUUUUUUUUAAAUGGGGGCUUUGCUUUUUCGCUUCCCUCAAGAUACAGAAAUAAAUAGAGGGAGAAAGGCCCUGUAUAUACUAUUAUGGGUUUUUUUUAAUUGUGAUAAAUUGAUCAUGCAGUUGAGUAGCUGAUGAUUUGUAGUAAUAACAUUGUUUCUUUGUAUGUUUGUAAUAAUGGAGAUUUUAAAAGGGAUGCUUUGAUUUGUACAAAACUCUGACAACUGUAAAAGUGUUUUAAAAGAUCCUCA